Messenger RNA from Arabidopsis thaliana (thale cress), 2677 nucleotides. RefSeq names its product Tetratricopeptide repeat (TPR)-like superfamily protein (gene CDC27a). Gene Ontology annotation, cellular component: anaphase-promoting complex; nucleus. The record is from RefSeq and is marked reviewed. NCBI's taxonomy places the organism in Eukaryota, Viridiplantae, Streptophyta, Magnoliopsida, Brassicales, Brassicaceae. The transcript has 16 exons. Bases 222 to 2408 code for a protein of 728 amino acids. Gene Ontology annotation, biological process: protein ubiquitination.
UUUUUCUUAAAACGCCAAACGCGGUCCUUGUCUUGUUGUCUCGUCCACCAAAAAAAUCUGGGGCACUAGUGUCACAAAAAUCACACGCUCGUCGCGUGAGAAAGUUAGGCUUUUGAAAUACUUUAGCGGCGCGCGAUUACUUAGGCGACAUUACACACACAGCCUCCGAGGAACAACAACAACAUCGAUUGUCUCGUCAAUUUGGUCAUCAUCAUCAUCAGAUGAUGGAGAAUCUACUGGCGAAUUGUGUCCAGAAAAACCUUAACCAUUUUAUGUUCACCAAUGCUAUCUUCCUUUGCGAACUUCUUCUCGCCCAAUUUCCAUCUGAGGUGAACCUGCAAUUGUUAGCCAGGUGUUACUUGAGUAACAGUCAAGCUUAUAGUGCAUAUUAUAUCCUUAAAGGUUCAAAAACGCCUCAGUCUCGGUAUUUAUUUGCAUUCUCAUGCUUUAAGUUGGAUCUUCUUGGAGAGGCUGAAGCUGCAUUGUUGCCCUGUGAAGAUUAUGCUGAAGAAGUUCCUGGUGGUGCAGCUGGGCAUUAUCUUCUUGGUCUUAUAUAUAGAUAUUCUGGGAGGAAGAACUGUUCAAUACAACAGUUUAGGAUGGCAUUGUCAUUUGAUCCAUUGUGUUGGGAAGCAUAUGGAGAACUUUGUAGUUUAGGUGCCGCUGAAGAAGCCUCAACAGUUUUCGGGAAUGUUGCUUCCCAGCGUCUUCAGAAAACUUGUGUAGAACAAAGAAUAAGCUUCUCAGAAGGAGCAACCAUAGACCAGAUUACAGAUUCUGAUAAGGCCUUAAAAGAUACAGGUUUAUCGCAAACAGAACACAUUCCAGGAGAGAACCAACAAGAUCUGAAAAUUAUGCAGCAGCCUGGAGAUAUUCCACCAAAUACUGACAGGCAACUUAGUACAAACGGAUGGGACUUGAACACACCUUCUCCAGUGCUUUUACAGGUAAUGGAUGCUCUACCGCCUCUGCUUCUUAAGAAUAUGCGUCGUCCAGCAGUGGAAGGAUCUUUGAUGUCUGUACAUGGAGUGCGUGUGCGUCGAAGAAACUUUUUUAGUGAAGAAUUGUCAGCAGAGGCUCAAGAAGAAUCUGGGCGCCGCCGUAGUGCUAGAAUAGCAGCAAGGAAAAAGAAUCCUAUGUCGCAGUCAUUUGGAAAAGAUUCCCAUUGGUUACAUCUUUCACCUUCCGAGUCAAACUAUGCACCUUCUCUUUCCUCGAUGAUUGGAAAAUGCAGAAUCCAAAGCAGCAAAGAAGUGAUUCCUGAUACCGUUACUCUAAAUGAUCCAGCAACGACGUCAGGCCAGUCUGUAAGUGACAUUGGAAGCUCUGUUGAUGAUGAGGAAAAGUCAAAUCCUAGUGAAUCUUCCCCGGAUCGUUUCAGCCUUAUUUCUGGAAUUUCAGAAGUGCUAAGCCUUCUGAAAAUUCUUGGAGAUGGCCACAGGCAUUUACAUAUGUACAAGUGUCAGGAAGCUUUGUUGGCAUAUCAAAAGCUAUCUCAGAAACAAUACAAUACACACUGGGUUCUCAUGCAGGUUGGAAAAGCAUAUUUUGAGCUACAAGACUACUUCAACGCUGACUCUUCCUUUACUCUUGCUCAUCAAAAGUAUCCUUAUGCUUUGGAAGGAAUGGAUACAUACUCCACUGUUCUUUAUCACCUGAAAGAAGAGAUGAGGUUGGGCUAUCUGGCUCAGGAACUGAUUUCAGUUGAUCGCCUGUCUCCAGAAUCCUGGUGUGCAGUUGGGAACUGUUACAGUUUGCGUAAGGAUCAUGAUACUGCUCUCAAAAUGUUUCAGAGAGCUAUCCAACUGAAUGAAAGAUUCACAUAUGCACAUACCCUUUGUGGCCACGAGUUUGCCGCAUUGGAAGAAUUCGAGGAUGCAGAGAGAUGCUACCGGAAGGCUCUGGGCAUAGAUACGAGACACUAUAAUGCAUGGUACGGUCUUGGAAUGACCUAUCUUCGUCAGGAGAAAUUCGAGUUUGCGCAGCAUCAAUUUCAACUGGCUCUCCAAAUAAAUCCAAGAUCUUCAGUCAUCAUGUGUUACUAUGGAAUUGCUUUGCAUGAGUCAAAGAGAAACGAUGAGGCGUUGAUGAUGAUGGAGAAGGCUGUACUCACUGAUGCAAAGAAUCCGCUCCCCAAGUACUACAAGGCUCACAUAUUAACCAGCCUAGGUGAUUAUCACAAAGCACAGAAAGUUUUAGAAGAGCUCAAAGAAUGUGCUCCUCAAGAAAGCAGUGUCCAUGCAUCGCUUGGCAAAAUAUACAAUCAGCUAAAGCAAUACGACAAAGCCGUGUUACAUUUCGGCAUUGCUUUGGAUUUAAGCCCUUCUCCAUCUGAUGCUGUCAAGAUAAAGGCUUACAUGGAGAGGUUGAUACUACCAGACGAGCUGGUGACGGAGGAAAAUUUGUAGAUUUAUUGUGCAGGUAAUACACCAGAUUAUGUUUCUCAUAUAACCCAAAGUCAUCUGUAAUUUUUCUCAUCUUUAGAUCAGUCUUGUGGACUAACCCUAAAACAAAACUGAUUAUAUAAACUUAGAGGGUAAUAUUACAGAAAAUUGUAUAGAGUUGGGUUGAAUUUUCAUUUCUUUUCCAAGUUGGAACUUUUGUUCCUUUCUCUUUGCAUAAAAUUUGUGGCACUCAUUGCACCAAUGGUAACUAUCUGGUGAAAGAUUUAAACUUU